UCAUCAUGUUGAUGACGUCAGCACAAGUCAAGCCCAGGAAUGAAUAGUAGCGGUAAAGGCAGGAUCUGAGUCAACCUUUCGGGCGAAAAUCGCCGUCGUUUUCCUCUUCUUUUUGACGUUUUAUGGGUUCCUGACCAAGCUACAAGCCAUGGCCAGAGAUACAGAAGUGAGCUGCUUGGUCAAGUACCUGGUUUUUGGCUUCAACGUGAUAUUUUGGUUGGCAGGAGGCUUCAUUCUGGGCAUAGGACUCUGGGCAUGGUUUGAAAAGGGCACGUUUGACAACAUUGCGAAGGUGGCUAAUGUCCCUGUGGACCCUGUGCUCAUCUUCGUGGUGGUGGGUGCCAUCAUGUUCAUCCUGGGCUUCUCCGGCUGUGUCGGGGCGCUCAGGGAAAACAUCAUCCUGCUCAGAUUUUUUUCUGUGGUUCUCGGCAUCAUCUUUUUUGUGGAGUUGGCUGUGGGCGUGUUGGGCUUUGUGUACAAGGACUGGUUCAGGCAGCAGCUGGACAACUUCAUCCAGGCAAACAUCAUCCACUACAGGGAUGACCCUGACCUGCAGAACAUCAUCGACUUUGUCCAGUCCUAUUUCCAGUGCUGUGGAGGGAAGGACUUCAACGACUGGGAAAACAACAUCUAUUUCAACUGCACACUGAAGGCCCGCGGGUCCAGAGAGGCCUGUGGGGUCCCCUUCUCAUGCUGCAAGGACCAAGGGAACAACAACGUCCUCAACACCCAGUGUGGAUAUGACGUCAGGGAAGAGGAAACAAACCCGAGUGCACGAGCCUUAGCCAUCUACACAAAAGGUUGUGUGCCUCAGUUUGAAGCCUGGCUGCAAGACAAUUUGUUUGUGGUGGCAGGAGUGGCCAUAGGAAUAGCACUGCUACAGAUCCUGGGAAUCUGUUUUGCAAACAGCCUCAUCAGCGACAUCCAGGCACAGAAGUCACGCUGGCAGUUCCGCAGGUAGACCGUCAGGUCACAGGUCAUCCAGCCACCUUUAACCCUCGGGAAGAGACCAUCACAUCACGGGGGUGGAAAAGAAUCUACUUUUAUGUGACGAUUCAGUGUAAAAUAUCUAACAUUUAAGGAUCAUUGGAUAUAUCUGAACAAAUUGGACAUUUUUUUACCAAUUACAGGACCAGGAACGUAUGGCUUGAAACCUAAACUAGUGGUGAAUCAAACAGAUUAUUGUUAUGUAUGUCCCCUUCCUGAGUGAUGCAAGAUAUCAUAAACAAGGUUGAAAAUGAUAAUGAUACAGUGUCUUACUUUACACCAACAUUCUGAAAGUAUUUUAAUAUUCUCCCAGAAAAAGUGUAACACAGGCCAUGACCUUAUCCAUUGGGAUACAUGUAUGAGGACCUAUUUCAUUAUUAAGAAGUGGAACGAGCCACAACAGCAUUUUUUAAAUGAUUUUCAAAUUUGUCUUUAAUACAUGCUUUAAUACCACGAAUUAAAUUGUAGUCAAAGAGAUUCAAUGCAUGCAAAUGUAA
Molecule: messenger RNA, 1484 nt
Organism: Branchiostoma belcheri (Belcher's lancelet)
Lineage: Eukaryota; Metazoa; Chordata; Leptocardii; Amphioxiformes; Branchiostomatidae
Product: tetraspanin-5-like
Exons: 8
Coding region: 149-961 (270 amino acids)
Biological process (GO): regulation of vascular endothelial growth factor signaling pathway; protein maturation; protein localization to plasma membrane
Cellular component (GO): membrane
Source: RefSeq, a predicted model, not a curated record